AUGACUGACCGGGACCGGUUGUUAACAAAAGCUCGUAAAACAAAAAAUAUCGAAGAUUGGAAUAUGUACAAGCGUUUGCGUAAUAAAUGUAAUAACAAAUUGAAAUCGGCGAAACAAUCAUUUUAUUAUUUGGGUGCAAAAAUCUAUAAUGAUUUGCCAAUCGAAAUAAGACGAGAAGGAGAUUAUGACCAAUUUCUUAAGCUAUUUAAAGACUAUUAUAAAUAG
Paramuricea clavata is the source of this 225-nucleotide messenger RNA. The record is from the annotation of a GenBank genome assembly. NCBI's taxonomy places the organism in Eukaryota, Metazoa, Cnidaria, Anthozoa, Malacalcyonacea, Plexauridae.